Messenger RNA from Rhineura floridana, 1097 nucleotides. RefSeq names its product sulfotransferase 1C1-like. Gene Ontology annotation, molecular function: sulfotransferase activity. The transcript is spliced from 7 exons. Lineage: Eukaryota; Metazoa; Chordata; Lepidosauria; Squamata; Rhineuridae. The coding region runs from base 1 to 915 and encodes 304 amino acids. Gene Ontology annotation, cellular component: cytoplasm. The record is from RefSeq and is a predicted model, not a curated record. Gene Ontology annotation, biological process: sulfation.
AUGGCUCUCCAAGCUGGGCUAGAAAGUUUGGAUCCCCUGUCUAUUGAGCGCUCUAAGACGGUGGAGCUUGAGGGAGUUCAUUUUCCCAUUGAGCUUGUGGAGAACUGGGGGCUUGUAUGGGACUUCAAAGCCCAGCCUGAUGACCUGCUCAUUUGCACUUAUCCUAAAGCAGGGACAACCUGGACCCAGGAAAUUGUGGACAUGCUCCAGCAUGGAGGAGACCCAAAGAAAUGUGCUCGGGCUCCCAUCUACCAACGAAUUCCCCUUAUAGAGCUGUUCCUUCCAAAACCACUCCCUUCAGGCUUGGAAGUAGCAGAGGCAAUGCCCUCACCUCGCACCCUCAAAUCUCACCUCCAAAUCCAGCUGCUUCCACCUUCCUUCUGGGAACAGAAUUGCAAGAUCAUAUAUGUGGCCAGGAAUGCCAAGGACAAUGCGGUCUCCUAUUUCCACUUUCACAGAAUGAACAAGUUGAUGCCUGAGCCAGGAAACUGGGAUCAGUAUUUAGAGAAUUUCCUUAAUGGAAAGAUUGCCUGGGGCUCUUGGUUUGACCAUGUUCGUGGUUGGUGGGAGGCCAAGGACCGCCACCCAAUUCUAUAUCUAUUUUAUGAAGACAUGAAAGAGGACCCAGCUGGCGAAAUCCAGAAAAUAGCCCAGUUCCUAGAAAUAGAUAUCCAAGAAGCAGUUCUGAACCAGAUUGUGCAGCACACAAAAUUUGAGAACAUGAAAGCAAACCCGAUGGCUAAUUACAGCACAAUGCCUCCCUCCCUCCUGGACCACGCUGUGUCACCCUUCAUGAGAAAAGGGACCGUAGGAGACUGGAAGGAACAUUUCACAGUGGCCCAAAGCGAACAGAUGGAUGACGUCUGUGCCCGGGAACUGGAGGGAAGUGGCCUGUUCUUCCGGACAGAAUUAUAAGCACACCUCUGUUCUAUACAUCAAGAUGUUCAUCAAGCCAUGCCUCAAUUGUUGAUGUUACUUGAAACCACAAGCAAGAGCCAGUCAAACCAAAUUUUGUGUAAGGGCCUUUUAAAAUUGGAUGUAUCUUUGUAUUGGCCUUUUCCUUUGCAAAUGAAUUUCAGUAAAAUUAAGUAACUGUG